GCGUCGAAUCGAGUCAAGACACUCAACUUGAUAUUGAGCCGCUCGACGGGAAGCCUAAAACAACUCCGCCACACGAAACAGCUCCAUCCCUCUUGCUAUGUCCUCACUAUCAGCUCUCAUUGAGCAGGCGAAGCAGAAAAACUCUACCCCCGGGAACCCAAAUAAUAACGACAACAUGACUACCCUUUCCUUCAGAGAUGCUCUUGCUCACCUCGAAAACUCCCGAGUGAAGGCUACACGGCCUCUCAUUCCUCCCCAAAUUCUUCAAGAGGAUCUGCCCUUAACUCUCGGAGCCGCACAAACUGUCCUCCAAGGACGUUUGGCCACACAAAAUGUCCUUAAAGGCGAAGAUGACAGAUUGAUGGUCGUCGUCGGUCCUUGUUCGGUCCACAACAUCGAAUCAGCCAUGGACUAUGCUCAACUAUUGCGAGCAUACGCUGAAGAGGCCAAAGACGAUCUUCUCAUUGUUAUGCGUGUAUACUUUGAGAAACCUAGGACAAUCGUCGGUUGGAAAGGUCUCAUCAACGAUCCCAAUCUAAACAAUACCUUCAGCAUUAACAAGGGACUCCGGAUAGCACGUUCCCUUCUCCUCGAGAUCGCCAAACUAGGACUUCCAGCUGGUUGCGAGUUCCUUGAUACCAUCAGCCCCCAAUACACCGCUGAUUUAGUCUCUUGGGGUGCCAUCGGUGCCCGAACGACGGAGUCGCAAGUUCAUAGAGAGCUCACCUCUGCUCUUUCCAUGCCGACCGGAUUCAAAAACUCUACCGACGGUAGUAUCAGCGUCUCUAUCGAUGCAUGCCGCGCUGCAAGUUCAGGACAUGUCUUCCUUUCUGUUGGAAAGGAGGGUCUAAGCAGUAUCAUCGAGACAUCGGGUAACCCAGAUGUGCACAUCAUCUUGCGAGGAGGAUCAAGCGGUCCCAACUAUGAGGCAGAGCAUAUCCGAAAUGCCGCGGAGAAGCUCAAGAAAGCCGGGCUCGCUCCCAAAAUUAUGGUGGACUGCAGUCACGGUAACAGCAGCAAACAACACAGGCGACAGAUCGAUGUUGCUGAGAAUAUUGCUCAACAACUUGAAUCCGGAGAUACCUCUAGAUACAUUAUGGGUGUCAUGCUCGAGUCCAACCUCGUCGAAGGUCGACAGGACAUUACUGCGAGUGGUGCUGCAGCGCUCACCUAUGGGCAAUCGGUUACCGAUGCUUGUUUGUCCUGGGAACAGACUGUUCCUGCCUUGGAGCGAUUACGAAAAGGAGUGAGGGGACGUCGUGCUCUGCUUAGGAAGAGUUGAUUUGUGUG
This is a messenger RNA of Marasmius oreades (fairy-ring Marasmius), 1290 nucleotides long. RefSeq lists its product as uncharacterized. Gene Ontology annotation, molecular function: 3-deoxy-7-phosphoheptulonate synthase activity. Lineage: Eukaryota; Fungi; Basidiomycota; Agaricomycetes; Agaricales; Marasmiaceae. The transcript is spliced from 6 exons. Bases 98 to 1282 code for a protein of 394 amino acids. Gene Ontology annotation, biological process: aromatic amino acid biosynthetic process. Gene Ontology annotation, cellular component: cytoplasm. The record is from RefSeq and is a predicted model, not a curated record.